Messenger RNA from Paramacrobiotus metropolitanus, 2064 nucleotides. Its product is annotated as dual specificity testis-specific protein kinase 1-like. The record is from RefSeq and is a predicted model, not a curated record. Lineage: Eukaryota; Metazoa; Tardigrada; Eutardigrada; Parachela; Macrobiotidae. The coding region runs from base 46 to 2064 and encodes 672 amino acids. Gene Ontology annotation, molecular function: ATP binding; protein binding; protein kinase activity. The transcript is spliced from 3 exons. Gene Ontology annotation, biological process: protein phosphorylation.
GCACGCGAGUGGUUAUCGUAACUGCAGCGUACUUCCAAGAAUGCAAUGGGAAAUCGUCAAAACCCCUCAUCCAAAGCAGCACCGUCGACCCCGACAACCGAACGGAUCGGAAGCAAUUGCCGGUACCGCUACAAAAAUGCUGACUACAUUGGUCGAGGAAAGUUUGGGAUCGUAUAUAAGGCCCGAAUAACGCGACGCGGGAAUUAUUCUGGGGAAAAUUUUGUGGCUGUUAAAGUGAUCCACCUGCACGAUCACACAGAGUUCAUGAAUGGCGGGGAAAGAUGGGAGAAGUGGCACAACCGAUUGAGAAGUCUCGUUGCGUUUAGACAUGAUGGUUUACUGACGUACCAUCAGGUCAGGGUUACCAGAUCGUUGACUGGAAGGGUGGUUGUGGAACUGGCAAUGGAUUACUGUGACGGUGGAGAUUUGGCGUCCUUGUUGAAAAUCCUCAAAGAACAAUCGCGUUUCCUGGAUUACGCCGCUGCCAUCAACUAUAUUGCCGAAAUUGUCAGUGGUGUUGAUUUCCUGCACCAACACAAUAUUAUUCACGGAGAUCUCAAGCCGGAGAACAUAUUGAUACGGCGCAUGCAUAGCACAAAACCAAAAUUGGUUAUCGGUGAUUUGGAUGAGUUGGUUCAUAUGCAGGAUCACGAAACCGCUUCGUGUGACAUAUCCCACCUCCGUGGAACCACGCGCUAUAUGGCACCCGAGAUACUGAGAAAGUUCGCGCAAACCGGACAUGAUUUGCCGGGACGGAAAACCGAUAUUUGGAGUCUCGGUUGUGUUAUGUUAGCCAUUGCCGAUUCGGUUAUGGGAGUUCAAAUUAGAAGUUUGCGCGAUCCAUUCGGCACAACCGUAGUUGAAGCAGAAUGCAGGAUACCGGAAAGCCGAUAUGUUGGUUUGAUCAUUGACGGUUACAUGCCAGUGGUCCCGGAUUCCGUUCCCGUGGAACUUGCUUUCUGCAUCCAGCAAUGCUUGCGUACCGAAAUCACCGAACGGAUUUCCGCGGAUCAAUUGUUUCGCCAAGUAAUUCUUCUUCAGAAGCAUUUGUCGCCACAGGUCAUUAUGCUUUUCCACUGCUUGGAUCAGGGAGACCGUGGGUCUAAUGUUCGCGUACAAGUUUUGGAUCCUAGUGCCAGAACCAUGCGUGAUUGUAAACUCCCAUCACUCCCAUCAAGCCUCGAUACGCUACAUUUCCUGGGAAUCUUCACGGCUAAUAGCACCCAAAUCUUGUGCCACGUACGAGCAAACGAGUUGGGUCACGAAUUAAUACUGUGGGAUGUGCCUCUGCAGACAUGGCAGUGGAUCGUGCCCUUGCAGCCGCUGCGCGCGAUGAUAUGUCCGAUCAUGAUCAAGAAAAAAAUUUACUUUUUUUGGAAAACUGAACAUCAGGAUUUGCUGUUUAGCGUGUUAAAUAUGUCCGACUGGCGCAUGGGAGCGUUACCGGCGCCUUCCUUGCCGGAUGGUGCGAGGGUGCACGAAGUCAUCUCCGGUGCACGUUUUGGCCAUCGACUGGUAUACUUUUCAACGCCGUCACUAGAUUCUGUCUUCAUGUAUGUGACGCGGUUUGAUACCGUUACCCGUGAAUGGGUGGGCUUCCGCCAACCACUCAGCUAUCGAAAGGGUUUUGCCACGGUGGUGGUGCGGGGACAUCUUUAUAUUCUGAGUGGAGUAAUUCCCGUCAACGCCCAGGAAAGUUCAGUUGACAGUUCUGCAGAGCCUACCAACCGAGAAGCGCCAUGCCAGAAGCUAAAUAUGCGAACCGGUGUUCUGGAGGCCAUACCUGACCUUAAAUAUCCACGGACAAACCAUUGUGCUUUCGCAAGGAACAGCCGCAUAUUUGUAUUAGGUGGCACCAUUGCCGUAUGCGCAGGUGAUAAUACUACGUCCGUCACAGAGAUGUACGAUACCGAGCGGCAUGGCCAGUGGUCUCUGGUGCCUUUUUGUAUGCUGAAUAGUCAAGAGCGGCUUUCGCCGUUAUCUGCUGGUAUCCCUUAUAAAAGUACCAAUGCAGUGUCAAUAAAUCGCCUGAUUUGGUUACCAGUUGCGGAUCCACGUAAUUAA